AUGCAAGAUGGGACGAUCGACCAAGGGAACCUGCGGAACCCUGCGCGCGCCGGCUGGCGGGUACGGCUGCGCUACAGCACAGUGACGCGAAGUCGGCAACAGAGCCGGCCCAAUCCCAGCUGUGAAGGCCUGAAGGUUGUCGUCUCUGAGGCUGACGGCCGCGCUGUGGAGCGCUCCCAAACCCCGGUCCAAACCCGGCGCGUACUCUUCAUUCCCGAGACCUCAGCCGUGGCGACCCCACAACGGCCCCGCUACCCAAUCCCGUGGUUAAGUCCCGAGGCUUCCCCCUCACUCCCUCGAGCCAGCAGACUCGCGGUGAUGACCGCGGUGCGAGUGUCCAAGGCCAGCAAUCUUGCUGAUACGCAGUCACCCCAGCCCAUGGAUGUUCCCGAACUCGUUGCCGCGCUGCUGGGUUAUGCCAUCCCCACGCGCGUUGGCUAUCGGGCGAUCUGA
Molecule: messenger RNA, 453 nt
Organism: Thermothielavioides terrestris NRRL 8126
Lineage: Eukaryota; Fungi; Ascomycota; Sordariomycetes; Sordariales; Chaetomiaceae
Exons: 2
Coding region: 1-453 (150 amino acids)
Source: RefSeq, a predicted model, not a curated record